UGUAGAGCGAAGAUGGCGGCCGGUUGCUUAGCGCUUUUCUUUUUCUGAUGGUCGGAUUACCUUAUUAUCAUCCAGGCUAUUUCAGCUUCACUCAUUCUUAUUGCGUACAUUUGUGCUUCCUUUGCGUACGUCGACAACAUGUCCGACUCGGAAGAAGACGGCCAAGAGCGGCAGCUGAAGGUGGUACUGAUCGGAGACGGAGCCUCGGGAAAGACAUCACUCGCCACCCAAUUCGCGCAGGAAGCUUUCGGGAAACAGUACAAACAGACAAUAGGGCUGGAUUUCUUCCUGAAAAGGAUCACCUUGCCAGGAAACCAGAAUGUCACUCUGCAGGUGUGGGACAUCGGGGGACAAACCAUCGGAGGAAAGAUGCUGGAUAAAUAUGUCUACGGGGCUCAGGGUGUUCUCCUGGUGUAUGACAUCACUAACUCUCAGAGUUUUGAGAACCUGGAGGACUGGUACAGCAUGGUGAAGAAAGCAAACCAGGAGUCAGAUAUACAACCAGUUAUAGCGCUGGUGGGAAACAAGACUGAUCUGGAGCACAUGCGUAUGGUAAAGGUGGAUAAGCACCAGCGCUUUUGCCAAGAGAACGGCCUCAUCAGUCAGUUCGUAUCGGCCAAGACGGGAGACUCGGUGUUUCUGUGUUUCCAGCGAGUAUCAGCAGAGAUUUUGGGAAUAAAACUGAACAAAGCAGAAAUGGAGCAAUCACAGCGUGUGGUAAAGGCGGACAUAGUCAACUACAGUCAAGAGACUGUGGCUCGGACGGUCAACCCCCCCCGAAGCUCCAUGUGUGUUGUACAGUGAUGCCCUGCCAAUCAACACUGCCCCUAAACCCCAUACAACACACACACACACACACACACACACACACACACACACACACACACACACACACACAGACACAGUGUGUCUUUGUGUGUGUGCUGAGUCCCUGCUCAGGCUGGCUACAUCAGUCUGCUCAAGCAGCACAGAGACAGUUCAGCUCCUACAGACACGUCCUGUCUUCAGGUGGCAUUAGCGUGUUCUAGAGGGCAGCAUUCUUCAUGUUUACAUCACCUGAGAGUGACGCAGCUGUGUGUUCAUUUAGACACCCUUUACACAAGUCCCAAAAGUCCCCCCAAGGCCGGCCAUACUGGAAUGACUGGGAACGCCAGCGGUGCGGAUGAAGGAGACCCGCGAGCUCCUGUGUUCCUGUCACUUCCUGUGGGAGAGGAUAUUCUAAACAGACACCCUGCCUGUUCACACAUCCUUCAUUCUUCCUAGUGAGGAUGAGGAUGAUGGUGAUGAAGAAAUGUCAGUGUGUAGGAUACAGUUGUCUAAAUCUAGACUGAAUUCAGUCCCACAUACUCCGUUCCACUGGCAGGACGUUAAAGAGCUUCAGCCAGAGCGUUCCGAUUUCACGGGUUUGUGUGUGCAUUCGUAUGUGUUUGCGUGCUUGCAUGCGUAUGUACAUAUGCGUGUGCGAGCAUGUGCGUGUGCGUGCAUGUGUUUGCAUCUGUGCACGUGUGUGCCGCUUUAAUCAUGCAUAUAGAGGAGAUAUGCCAGCCAGAAACCCAAUCUUAAGGAAACGGAGGAGCUCCAGAGCCAAACCAUGUCCACUAACCAAGGACUUUUAUUUUAGAAACUGUAACAGUGUACAUCAAUUGAAAUCGGUGAAUGUAUCCUUCAACUUAAGACUUUUAUUUUUUAUUUAACUAUAAACCUGUUGGUCAGCCAAUGACCAUUUUCUUGCAUUUAAACAUGCACAGUACCAUCAAAUUUGUUGUCAAUUUUAAUAUUUUUGUAAAUGUAAUCUGAUUAUUUUCUUAUUAGAAAAUACUUUUUUUUUCCUUCUCUGAUAUGACAGUAGUCCUUUGUAGGAUAUGUCGUGUAAUAGCCUGUGUAAUUAUGGUGAUUUGUUAAGGAGCAGUAAGUUGAAGACACUUCUGCUUUUAAGGUUGUCGCCUUAACGGUAGAAUACGUCACUCACGAGGGAUGUUGGGAAGAUCUUUUUCUUUCAACGCUGCGGUGUCAUCCAUCGUCUUUUGGGAUAUGAACUUUCAAAAUGUAUGUAAACAUUUAUCAGUCAGACUUUAUUUUGUCCUAGUGAAAGAAAACGUGCUAUAACCUGCUCUGUACGUUUAGGAAUAAAAUCAAAUGCUCUGUUUUGUAAGCAUUAUUAAAAUGAUACAAGAAGA
Electrophorus electricus (electric eel) is the source of this 2177-nucleotide messenger RNA. RefSeq names its product RAB28, member RAS oncogene family (gene rab28). The record is from RefSeq and is a predicted model, not a curated record. Gene Ontology annotation, molecular function: GTP binding; GTPase activity. NCBI's taxonomy places the organism in Eukaryota, Metazoa, Chordata, Actinopteri, Gymnotiformes, Gymnotidae.